AUGAAAAAGGAGCAUAAAGAUUGUACUAAUUCCUCGCAACGCCACUGCAAAGAAGCCACUUUGCCACAUAUUCCAUUCACGCUAGCAAUGUGGGAUUUUGGCCAAUGCGAUCCAAACAAAUGCUCCGGUAGGAAAUUGGUCAGGCUUAAUAUGGUUCGUGAAUUGAAAAAAGCCCAUAUGGCCUCGUUUAAGGGAAUCAUCCUAACGUACAAUUUUGGUGCUUUUAUCUAUAGUCCCUCGGGAAGCCAAGCUGUAUCUCCAGCGGAUAAUGAUAUUAUAGCCAAGCACGGGAUUGCAGUGGUUGACUGCUCCUGGGCCCAACUCGAUGCCGUGCCUUUUCACUUGUUUUCCAAACAGAACCAACGUUUGCUUCCUUUCCUUAUCGCCUCGAACUCUGUAAAUUAUGGAAAACCAUGCAAUCUCAAUUGCGCCGAAGCCUUCGCGGCUUGCUGCUUCAUAUGCGGUUUUGAUGGUGUCGGAGAUUUGGUGAUGAGCAAAUUCAGAUGGGGGCCUACCUUUUUUAAAAUCAACAAAGCGCUUUUCUCCAAAUAUAAGACUUGCUCUAGUUCUGCAGAAAUUUGCAAAAUACAACAGUCAGAAAUCGAGGCGAUUCAAACAGAAAAGCGGAUCAAAAAACUGUCUCUCGACGAUCCAAUCGACUAUUUUGAGUCUGGGAAUUCAAACCAUGUGGUUUCUUCCGCAUCAAGUGGUUCGGAUGUAUCGGAUUUUGAGUCUGGGAAUUCAAACCAUGUGGUUUCGUCCGCAUCAAGUGGUUCGGAUGUAUCGGAUUUUUCGUCCUCUUCCGAAGAUUCAUGGUUUGACUCUCAAGCUUCAACUUCAAGUGGAAAUACAGAUUCAAGCGAGGAGUCAAGCGAGGAUUCAAGCGAGGAUUCAAGCGAGGAUUCAAGCGAGGAUUCUGAUUGA
This is a messenger RNA of Mitosporidium daphniae, 924 nucleotides long. RefSeq lists its product as uncharacterized. Gene Ontology annotation, biological process: maturation of SSU-rRNA. Lineage: Eukaryota; Fungi; Microsporidia. Gene Ontology annotation, molecular function: rRNA small subunit aminocarboxypropyltransferase activity. The coding region runs from base 1 to 924 and encodes 307 amino acids. The transcript has 3 exons. The record is from RefSeq and is a predicted model, not a curated record.